Molecule: messenger RNA, 198 nt
Organism: Cladophialophora yegresii CBS 114405
Lineage: Eukaryota; Fungi; Ascomycota; Eurotiomycetes; Chaetothyriales; Herpotrichiellaceae
Exons: 1
Source: RefSeq, a predicted model, not a curated record
UCACAGUUCGAAUCAAUCUGCCGAACCAUCGGUUCCGUGCUGAUGGCCAUUGUCAACGGCAUCGGCUCGAUCCUGACAGCCAUUAUCAAUGGCAUCGUGUCACUGUUCGACAUUGUCAUCUCCUGCCUCACCUGCGGUCGUCGCAAGCGGACACACCGAUCAACGCGUACACGGACUCACACGACGAGUAGAGUCUAG